AUGCCAUUUACCUCGAUUACCAUCAUUGUGGCGCCCUACCAUGUUGGCAUUUACGAUCAUCGCGUCGGCGGCGGCCCUCUUCGCAUUCUCUCUCACGGCAUAGAUAGAGAUCUCAGCAAACUAGCUCCAGUCUCAUACAUCAACAUUGGUCCCGUCGACGAGUUUGAGGGGGAAAUUGGAAGGACGUUCGAGAUUCUUCGUCGUAUAUCAAAUGCUGUGUCAACCGCCACCAAGAACAACUCGUUUCCUUUGGUACUCUCUGGCAAUUGCUACGCUAGCGUCGGAACUAUAGCCGGCCUGAAUCAAGAAAAUUUGAUUGGCUCUAAGCACGGAGUUCUGUGGCUUGAUGCUCAUGACGACCUCGACACUCCCUCGACUCAUGAGAAUGGAUAUCUCGACGCUAUGGCUGCCUCGAUGUUGGUCGGUACCAGUUGGCAUCAGCUGAUGAAGACCGUCCCUGGUCAUCGGCCCGUAAAUGUCAAACAGGUUAUAUACUGUGGACUGCGGGAUGUAUCUGAAUUACAGGCGCAAACUAUCGAGAAAGCCGAAGUUGACGUUGUUUGGGGCAAGACAGAUAAGAAAGUAAAUUUUACCACUGAUCUUGCUCAAAUUCUGGAUCGACGAAGAGGCGAGAUUGAAGAUGUCCAUGUUCAUCUCGAUUUAGACGUUCUCGACGAGAGCCUAGGCCGUGCCAAUGAAUUCCCGUCGCCCGGUGGCUAUCUCCCUGAGGACUUGCUUGGUGUGAUGCAGAUGAUACCUACAAAAGUGAACCCGACUUCGCUUGUUGUUUGCUCCUUCAACCCUCGCCUAGAAGGAGGCGACACAGUGGCUAGACUUGCUUGUCAGGGAAUCCUUAAGUUUAUGAAUAGGCUUAAAGAAAAGGGAAUUCUCAUUGCAGGAACUGAGGAAGAACCUCGAUAG
Messenger RNA from Fusarium coffeatum, 921 nucleotides. RefSeq lists its product as uncharacterized. Gene Ontology annotation, molecular function: manganese ion binding; arginase activity. Gene Ontology annotation, cellular component: cytoplasm; nucleus; cytosol. The record is from RefSeq and is a predicted model, not a curated record. Lineage: Eukaryota; Fungi; Ascomycota; Sordariomycetes; Hypocreales; Nectriaceae. The transcript has a single exon. The coding region runs from base 1 to 921 and encodes 306 amino acids.